Epithele typhae is the source of this 522-nucleotide messenger RNA. RefSeq lists its product as uncharacterized. Lineage: Eukaryota; Fungi; Basidiomycota; Agaricomycetes; Polyporales; Epitheliaceae. The record is from RefSeq and is a predicted model, not a curated record. The transcript has 5 exons. Bases 1 to 522 code for a protein of 173 amino acids.
AUGCCGAUAUCAAAACUGCAUCGCGAUAUUGAAGAGCUCCGCGCCGGCAACCAGUCCCCGCGCCCGAGACACCUGAGCCGGACUCAAGGCAAGGCAGACGGAAUGCGCCCGAGGCAGGCGUGCAACUGUUGGACAACGACGGAGCCAUCUCAAAUCAGGUAUGUCCCUGUCUACAGUUUGGAGUCCUGCCUGAAGCACAUAUUCGCGAAGUACUGCACACCGAAGCCCUUGUCCGAAAACAUGAGCGAAAUCCCGCAAGGCGCGUAUCUUACUCCUGAAGGGCUCGAUGCGUGGGCAAGAGACACAAAUGGAUCGCCGUUCGACGCGGACACGAAGGAAGAGCUGCUCGAGUUCAUGGACGUGACAGACGACGGUGGCUUGACGUUCAAGGGCUUCAUGCAAGUAUAUCAGCUGCAGACAGAGAACGAUGAAGAAGAAACUUGGAGAGAUCUACUACGAGACGAGAAGACGUGGACACCGAGCCUCGUUCUACUUCCAACCCUUCGUCAUAGCGAGAGCUAG